AUGAAUGGGCAUAUUUUAUUUGCAGCACUUGCUCUUCAUUCGCACUCCGCUUCUGUUACGACCUUUAACGGACUCAACUUCUCAAAUUGGUGCGAACAGAUCAAAUUCCAUCUUGGAGUUUUAGAUCUUGAUGUUGCACUUUAUACUGAGAGGCCAACAGCUAUUACUGAAAUUAGUAGUACUGAAGAAAGGUCCUACUUUAAGCACUGGGACAGGUCUGACAGAUUAAGCCUAAUGUUUAUACGAAUGAAUAUUACGGGCAACAUUAAGACUACUCUUCCCAAAACUGAAAGCGCGAAAGAACUUCUGAAACUUGUGGAAGAAUGCUCUCAAACUGCUGAUAAGUCUCUUGCUGGGACACUAAUGGGUACUUUAACCACCAUAAAAUUUGAUGGUUCGCGUACCAUGCAUGAGCAUGUCAUUGAAAUGACAAAUAUAGCAGCAAGACUUAAGACUUUGGGAAUGGAAGUGGAUGAGAAUUUCCUUGUUCAAUUCACUAUUAACUCAUUACCAUCUGAGUAUGGCCCUUUCCAAAUGAACUACAACACCAUGAAAGACAAAUGGAAUGUGCAUGAACUGCACGGUAUGCUGGUUCAAGAGGAAACAAGGCUGAAGAAUCAAGGAACCCACUCCAUUAAUCUUGUAGGCUAUCAAGGAGCUGGAAAGAAAGGAAAGAAACAUGGAAAAGUUAAGCAGAGGCAACAUAAUGUCAAUGAGUCCUCUUCUCAAGUACGUAAGAAGGAACACAAGAAUGAAAAGUGUCGUUUCUGUAGAAAACCUGGACACUUUUAG
This is a messenger RNA of Nicotiana attenuata, 792 nucleotides long. RefSeq lists its product as uncharacterized. Lineage: Eukaryota; Viridiplantae; Streptophyta; Magnoliopsida; Solanales; Solanaceae. The record is from RefSeq and is a predicted model, not a curated record. The coding region runs from base 1 to 792 and encodes 263 amino acids. The transcript has a single exon.